CCGUCACACCCACUUUUCAUUCUCACUUCACCGCGUUCAGCCACAGCUUGCGGAAAAAAGCAGGGCGUAUUGCGCAAGCGCCCUAGGACAACCUCCGGUCCGACUAGCGCAAGCGCAGUCAGGGCGGACUGAGCGCUCAGCUGCCUGCCUGGAGUCCGCAGUACGCAAGCGCGCAACAUCUCCGUUUCCCUCCUCAGGCCCUUGCCCCCCCUCCCACUUUUCCCCUUCACGAAGCCGGGUCCCGGGCGCGCUCACCCCUGUGAGGAGGCCGGAGGCCGGACUCGGGAGGCGCCCACUCCACUCCCGGAAGAUCAUGUACCAUCCCAGUCGGGGGGCGGCCCGGCGUCUUGGCCCCUGCCUCCGCGCCUACCAGGCUCGACCCCAGGAUCAGCUUUCUCCACGGACUCUACCAUUCCCACCCCUUUGGUCCCACUCUACAACAGUCACUUCUCCAUCUUCUCCUCUUUUCUGGUCCCCUCCACCCCCACAUCCUCCAACCCGGUCUCCUUCCCAGGUUUUCCCUCUUCCUCUCUCUCAGGUCCUGACCCUCAACUCAUCAUGGAUGGUUCUCCCUCCAGAAAAGGGGGAGGAGGGACCAGGACCUGAACUGCACAAUGGAUGCCUUGAUGGGCUUAGGAGCCUUUUUGAGGGACCUCCUGGGGCUUUGAUACCUUUCCAAGCCCCUGGAGCUGCCCACCCUUCCCCUGCCACCCCUUCAGGAGAUCCUAGCAUGGAGGAGCACCUGGCUGUGAUGUAUGAGAAACUAAGACAAGAGCUUCCCAACCUCUUCCUUCACUCCCACGACUAUUCUCUCUAUUCAUCAGAUGUGGAAUUCAUCAAUGGGAUCCUCAACAUUCGAACCAAAGGCCGGGCAUGGUAUAUUCUGUCUCUAACCCUUUGUCGCUUCCUGGCCUGGAACUACUUUGCACAACUUCGGUUGGAGAUUCUACAACUAACCCGCCACCCUGAGAAUUGGACACUGCAAGCCCGCUGGCGGCUUGUAGGAUUACCCAUCCACAUGCUCUUCCUGCGUUUCUACAAGCGGGAUAAAGAGGAGCUUUAUAGGACCUACGAUGCCUAUUCCACCUUCUACCUGAAUUCCAGUGGCCUCAUUUGCCGUCAUCACUUAGACAAAAUGAUGCCUUCGCAUUCACCUCCAUCGCCUGUGAAGAAGCUGCUAGUGGGAGCUCUGGUGACUCUAGGGCUGUCAGAGCCAGAGCCCAACCUAAAUGUAUGUCCCAAGGCCUGAGCCAGAAGUCAGGUGGGGCAGCACUGAAAACGUCGCUACGCACAAGAGGAGGUGGAGGCAGCCAAAGAUCUCCAGACCAGUUGCCUCCCCUCUUUCUCUGUCCUUCCUUUCCAUCUCAUGCUGUUUAAAGCUGCUGUGUAACUUGACUUGUAAAUAAUAGUGUAAGUGACUGAUAUGAGAUGGAAUUUCAUGUCACUUUCUGUGCAUCCCACAAGUUCCCACAAACUUUAUUCAAAAAUAAUUUUAUUUAAUAGAUAUUAAACAGUGUACAGAAAGAAAA
Dipodomys spectabilis (banner-tailed kangaroo rat) is the source of this 1529-nucleotide messenger RNA. RefSeq names its product chromosome unknown C6orf136 homolog (gene CUNH6orf136). The record is from RefSeq and is a predicted model, not a curated record. NCBI's taxonomy places the organism in Eukaryota, Metazoa, Chordata, Mammalia, Rodentia, Heteromyidae. The coding region runs from base 314 to 1249 and encodes 311 amino acids. The transcript is spliced from 6 exons.